This is a messenger RNA of Mus pahari (shrew mouse), 1713 nucleotides long. It is a transcript of the gene Pex11b, whose product is annotated as peroxisomal biogenesis factor 11 beta. NCBI's taxonomy places the organism in Eukaryota, Metazoa, Chordata, Mammalia, Rodentia, Muridae. Gene Ontology annotation, biological process: peroxisome fission; regulation of peroxisome size. Bases 232 to 1011 code for a protein of 259 amino acids. The transcript is spliced from 4 exons. Gene Ontology annotation, cellular component: peroxisomal membrane. The record is from RefSeq and is a predicted model, not a curated record.
CUCCUGGGGGCGUGCUUAAAAGCUGGAGACCAUCCCAGAGUGGGGUGAACUGCCGGAAAUGCACCCACGAUCUCGCUUCGCGUCCUGAAAUUCCACUUCAAGGCCGGCUCCCGCUGCUUGACUUUCCUGCCGCCGUUUGUCCCUCGCGAAGCCCCGUUGCUCGCCCAGGAGGCGUGACUUGGGGCUAGAAGCAGGCGGGCUGCGGCGCCGUGGGCCCGGGCUGCCGCUGUCAUGGACGCCUGGGUCCGCUUCAGUGCUCAGAGCCAAGCCCGGGAGCGGCUGUGUAGGGCCGCCCAAUAUGCCUGUUCCCUUCUUGGCCAUGCUUUGCAGAGACAUGGGGCUAGUCCCGAGUUACAGAAACAGAUUCGACAACUGGAGGGUCACCUGAGCCUCGGCCGAAAGUUGCUACGCCUUGGGAACUCGACGGAUGCCCUGGAGUCAGCCAAAAGAGCUGUGCACCUGUCGGAUGUCGUUCUGAGAUUCUGCAUCACUGUUAGUCACCUCAACCGAGCCUUGUACUUCGCCUGUGACAAUGUUCUAUGGGCUGGGAAGUCAGGGCUAGCUCCCCGAGUGGACCAGGAAAAGUGGGCACAGCGUUCAUUCAGAUACUAUCUGUUUUCCCUCAUCAUGAAUCUGAGCCGUGAUGCCUAUGAGAUUCGCCUACUGAUGGAACAAGAGACUUCAGCUUACAGCAGGCGAGCGAAGGCCUCUGGAGUAGGAGUCUCAGGAGGGGUAGAGCCUGGGGGACCUGGGGGACCCGGGACUGCAGGAGGAAGUCUGCCACAACUGGCUCUGAAGUUUCGGCUCCGAAUCCUGCUCCUGGCUCGUGUCCUUCGAGGUCACCCCCCUCUCCUGCUGGAUGUGCUCAGAAAUGCCUGCGACCUCUUCAUCCCACUGGACAAACUCGGCCUCUGGCGUUGUGGCCCUGGGAUUGUGGGGCUGUGCGGCCUCAUAUCCUCCAUUCUGUCUAUUCUCACCCUAAUCUGUCCCUGGCUACGACUUAAGCCCUGACAGACACUGUGGUACAAGAUAAGGAAGAAACCCAGAUGGGUGAGGUGGAAGCUGAGAUGGUCGCUGUGUGCCAGCCUGAUUGUAAUUCAACUCCUUGACUGAAGUUAAAAUCCAGAUACUUAGGGAUGAGGGGAAGAACCUGCCAAAGCUGGGUCAGGAAGGCAGUGCUAAGGGAAGGCUCCCGUACACUUUGCUGCUGGGCUUCAGUUCCAUUGCUGGAAUCUCUUAGCUCAUCCCUUUGUCUGUCGCGAGUCUGGUUAAGAAUUUGUUACCGUGAGGCAGAGUUCUCUUUCUUAGUCUCCUGUCCAGAUACUUAAAGGGUGGGGAGAUUACUUGGUAGGGGAGCUUAAGUUGUGGAUGGCACAGUGCUAAUUGUAUUCUUUUUUUCUGAAACCUCAUGUAGCAUUUUUCUUCCUUUCCACCCUCCAUACUUUUCCAGGCUUCAUGGGUCUGCCUCAGCAGACUGCCUCCUGAUUUAGCCCAGACCCUCCUCUGCCUCCACACUUUCCCAUUCCUGCGUACACUUUGAUAUUAGAGUUUCCUUCCCCAUUUGGCUCUUGCCUGUUCUCUACCCAGCCUGAUGCUGUGUCUGGCCCCUUCCUGUAAAUACUGUACAAUGCGUCUAUGUAAAUGACUGGUCCUUGCCCACAGAGCAAGCAGGCCUUCUAGGCUAACACAUUAAAGAUCAGUUUGCUCACUGAC